AUGACCAGAGCUGAAGAAGGUUUUAAAAAUGAGAAAUGCAUCAUGAUGCACUGGAAAUGUGCUCUCAGUGGACAAAGUAAGUCAUGCAAGCAUAGAAUCAAAUUAGGAGAUUCAAGCAGUUAUUACUACAUUUCUCCUUUCUGUCGUUACAGGAUCACUUCUGUGUGUAACUUCUUUACAUAUAUUCGAUAUAUCCAGCAAGGGCUGUUGAAGCAACAAGAUGUGGAUCAGAUGUUCUGGGAAGUUAUGCAGCUGAGAAGAGAGAUGUCACUAGCAAAACUGGGCUAUUACAAAGAAGAGCUCUAAAUCUUUUUAUUCUUGCGUAUGCAUGAACUUAUUGAAUAUACAUAACUAAAAUUGCUGAAUCUUUAUUUGUCACUUGAUAUUUAUUUCCACAAAGUGGGUCUAAGAUUUUUCUCUUUUUGCAGAUUGCACUAAGAAGUACUGUGAUUGUUUUAAACUGACUUAUGCUGUAUAUGCGUACAUAUAAUACUUAGUUGAACAGAUGUGGUAAGCACUUGCAGGUGUAUUAGUGAUUGUAAUUUACAUUUAAAAACAAAACUUCUGAUUAAAGUGUUAGUCUGAAG
Molecule: messenger RNA, 587 nt
Organism: Antrostomus carolinensis (chuck-will's-widow)
Lineage: Eukaryota; Metazoa; Chordata; Aves; Caprimulgiformes; Caprimulgidae
Product: rab-3A-interacting protein
Exons: 4
Coding region: 1-306 (101 amino acids)
Biological process (GO): exocytosis
Cellular component (GO): Golgi to plasma membrane transport vesicle
Molecular function (GO): guanyl-nucleotide exchange factor activity
Source: RefSeq, a predicted model, not a curated record